Messenger RNA from Gilbertella persicaria, 1425 nucleotides. RefSeq names its product DAHP synthetase. Lineage: Eukaryota; Fungi; Mucoromycota; Mucoromycetes; Mucorales; Choanephoraceae. The coding region runs from base 43 to 1425 and encodes 460 amino acids. The transcript is spliced from 6 exons. Gene Ontology annotation, molecular function: 3-deoxy-7-phosphoheptulonate synthase activity. The record is from RefSeq and is a predicted model, not a curated record. Gene Ontology annotation, biological process: aromatic amino acid biosynthetic process.
UUUUUUUCUUAGUCUUUCUUUCUCUUUCGUAUAUCUAUAAGCAUGAGUACUAACUGGACACCUCAAGACUGGAAGUCAAAGCCUAUUGUUCAAGAUGUUGUAUACGAAGACCAGGAGCACGUUGAGUGUGUUCUUAACAAAUUAAAGCGUUUACCACCCAUGGUAUCUACUGCCGAAAUUGAGAACUUGAAGAGCCAAUUAAAAGAUGCUGCUCUUGGCAAAUCUUUCUUGUUGCAAGGUGGUGAUUGUGCUGAGCUUUUUGAUUAUUGCUCACAGGACCCUAUUGAAGCCAAGAUAAAGGUUUUGCUUCAAAUGUCGCUUGUUCUAACCUGGGGUGCACGUACUCCUGUUGUUCGUAUUGCUCGUAUGGCUGGCCAAUACGCUAAACCCCGUUCUAAUCCUAUGGAGAUGUACGAAGGGAAAGAAAUUCAUUCAUUCAGAGGUGAUAAUGUCAAUGGAUUUAAUCCUUCUGACCGCAAGCCCGACCCAGAAAGAUUAUUAGGUGCCUAUUUCCAUUCAGCAGCUACCUUGAACUACGUUCGUACUUUGCUCGAUUCUGGAUUUGCAGAUCUACACGAGCCUUCAAAAUGGAACUUGAGCCAUGUACGCUCUGACAACGUCAAAAGAGAAUAUGAAGCCAUUGUGAACCAGUUGACAGACACCCUGGACUUUAUGCGAACCAUUGGUGCUGACAAUAAUCAUUCUUCUGCCUUAAAUUCCGUUGAUUUCUUUGUCUCUCAUGAAGCACUUUUAUUGGAUUAUGAAACUUCUUUGACCCGUUUGUUAGCAUCUCCCAUCACCAAGGAAAAGAAAUGGUACAAUACAGGUUCACACUUUUUAUGGAUUGGUGAUCGUACUCGCCAACCUGAUGGUGCGCACGUUGAAUACAUGCGCGGUAUCGAGAAUCCUAUUGGUAUCAAGGUCGGACCUAGUACAGUGCCUGAAAAUUUAGUUGCUUUACUUAAUUCCGUCAAUCCCAACAAGGAGAUUGGUAAAGUGACAUUAAUCACACGUUUUGGCGCAGAUAAGGUCGAACAGUUUUUGCCAAAACACAUUGAGGCCGUGCGUGAAUCAGGACACAUCCCUGUCUGGGUCUGUGAUCCUAUGCACGGUAACACCAAGACUGCUUCUUCUGGUAACCUCAAGACCCGUCAUUUUAUUGAUAUCAUCCAGGAACUAUCGCAAACAUUUAGAGUGCACAAAAACUGCAACAGUAAAUUGAACGGUGUUCAUUUUGAAUUAACAGGGGAUUCAGUUACAGAAUGUAUUGGUGGCUCAAUGGAUUUGAGAGACACUGAUUUGUCUACAAACUAUCAAACAUAUUGUGAUCCUCGCUUAAACUAUGAACAAUCACUUGAUGUUGCUUUCUUAAUAGCAAAAUACUAUGAAACUGAACGAAAGACAGGCGAUUUUCCAAAGAUAUAA